Exaiptasia diaphana is the source of this 773-nucleotide messenger RNA. RefSeq names its product collagen alpha-1(I) chain. Lineage: Eukaryota; Metazoa; Cnidaria; Anthozoa; Actiniaria; Aiptasiidae. The record is from RefSeq and is a predicted model, not a curated record.
UUCUUUGAGGAAAUAUAAUUCGGUCGAAAAGUUUCKWGGUAUUCUUCUUCUUCGAAAUUUMACACUAGCWCAGCUUUUAGAACUUUUUUAGAAAUUUUCUUAUUUUUGAUACCAUUUAUCUACUCUAAAAAUGGCGCCUAAAUCUAAAUCAUCWCAAAAUCCGAAAGUUGUCCAAGAAGGUGGAGGGAUUCCGUUCUUUCAAAUUUUCAUAUUUUUGAUAGCUACUGUUUCAAUGGCAAUGAACUUCGCAAUCAUCACGGGGAAAAUCCCCAUAAGAGGAUGCGAAGGACCUAUUGGAAAGACAGGGGAAAGAGGAUUAACUGGCCKURCAGGAGAACCUGGUCCGCAAGGUUCUAUAGGAAAAYCAGGAGCAGAGGGCGCAGUCGGUCCUGCUGGUCCCCCUGGUCCCCAGGGUGAKCWUGGGGCUGAUGGUGCACCUGGGAGAGAUGGAGUAGAUGGGGCCCCUGGKAAAAAUGGUUCCCCAGGUGCAAAAGGUGAUAAAGGGGACCAAGGUUCUAUAGGAGAACCAGGAGCAGAGGGCCCAGUGGGUCCUGCUGGUCCCCCUGGUCCYCAGGGUGAKCAUGGGGCUGAUGGUGYACCAGGGAGAGAUGGAGUAGAUGGGGCCCCUGGGCAAAAUGGUUCCCCAGGUACUAAGGGUGAUAAAGGUGACAAAGGGGACCAAGGUGCUGUAGGUCCUGUGGGACCAGCAGGAAAGGAUGGAGACAAAGGAGACAAAGGUGACACAGGCAGUACUGGACAAGAUGGCCCACAAG